AUGGAGAGGGGAUCCGGCAAGGAGAUCGACUGGGAAUCCUGGGCGAUUAAGGACCGGAUGAAGGAGAUGGUAUCCGUGGGGAUGGAGCGCAAAGACGUGCUUGACUCACUUACUCCUAGCCUUUCUGGGUGGAGGCGGAUACACAAAGAGGAAAGCAGUAAAUCGUCUUGGAUGAUCACCGGAAAAGCGGCCAAGGAAACGGCGUCCGAACUGAUGGAAUCGAGCACAAUGGAGCUACCCGAGAAAGAACUCGACAACAUCUUGCAAGGUAUGGAGGAGUUGGGCCACCGGAUGUUGUCUAUGGCGUAUUUUCUGCGCAAAUCCGGUGCCCCCAGCGUCUCCUUUCACCAGGCCUCCGAGCUGCUUAGCACUACAUACAGAUUACAGCGGAACUCGGAGGAUUUCUACCAAGAUACCGAGGCUGCUGAGAGUAAGAGUGUGGAGAAUUUCGACCCAUAUAGCGAGGGCAGGAGUGUUGAGAGUGAGAGUGAGGUUGAGGGUGACGAUGACUGUGGUGAUGACGAUGAGGAGAUUGAGAGUGAGGUUGAGAGUGAUGAUGAUUGUUAUGAUGAUGACGAGGAGAUUCCCAGCGAAAUAUGCAGUCUCACCAAGUACUUGAGAUUUUGCUCUCGUUAUGAGAACAAGUUGGCGCUGAUUGAAAACGGAGAUGAAGAUAAAGAUGAAGAUGAGGAUGAGGAUGAGGAUGGGGAUGAAGAUGAGGAUGAUGAUGAGGAGGAGGAGGAUAGACCCACAUUGGAGUAUCUCGAAAAGGUGAUAGCUGAUGAACAGAAAAGUUUCGGCGAAGAAUAUGACUGCUGGGAACGUGUAUGGGGUAGCAAGAUUGGAGGGUGCGGUGGCUUGGAAGAUACAACUACAUUGAGCCCUAUGUUCUUUACCCACUGCACACCUCGUGCCAUCCCAUCCCCUGCUGCUAUUGCGGGGCGCACGUUGUUGAUCUAUUCCAUCAGGAUUUUGGAAAAGAAAGGAAAAACCUUGAAGUGGCCACUCAAAGUGUAUGGUGUGAUCGUUGCUCGAGACACGGUGGACCGCAACCGCAACAUUAUAUUCUCUCGAUCAAGGCAUAACUACCAAAAACUCGAUAAACAAGAUUCUUCUCUAUGCUUGACUGGACCAUCUCGUGCAAUUUUUGCUGUCGACACUGUUGACUUUGAAGUUGAACUCAAAAUAAAUGAGGGGGCCGAAGAAGAUACACCAUUGAUCAGUUCUUGCAACCACCUUUAUGACAGUGCAUAUUAUGAUUUAAAUGUCCGUCAACUGAGGCCCGCAACUGUUGAUAGCAUCUCUUCAAUAUUCAUCCGUGGCUGCUGGUGUGAUGCAGAAUUAACCUUUGCGCAGUUUGAUACAGCCGUCCAGGCCACCAUUGUGGGUGUUCACGUUGUUGAAGGGGGUUGGCCUUUCAAAUGUGGAUGCAAAGUUGCUUGCUCCUGGUCUGCUGCAACAAGGAAUAUCGGUCCCACUUCUAGGGAAGUUGUUUUGCUUGAUUAUCGUGGUGAAAAUAUGGAUGUAGGAUCAAAUGGUUACCUUCAUCUGUCGAGAAAUGUUGUUCCAGUGGAGUUACAAGGAACACUGAGGCUUGUCAUACAGGCUUACCCGGAAGCUGGUUGUAAACCUGUAGAGGGUCAUGUGGACUUCGGUGUCCAACAUUGCCAAACAAGCAACCUAUCAUGUGAAGUUGACAACUCUACGGUCGAGGUUACUGUUGCUUGGUCCCUCCUUGUAAAGGAAAAGUUGGAUCUGUUGGUGGAGGGCUAUGCCGCAGGGCGGGAUUGAAAAAAUUGAGUGUAUUGAUCCAACUAUUUGUGUACUGACUAUAAUAGGACUUGUUAUGCUAGUGGUUUGUCAAAAUCAAAUUCUGCGUAUAUCAACCUGCUUGCACUCGAGUGUUUGAUUUGCAUCGUUA
Molecule: messenger RNA, 1921 nt
Organism: Triticum aestivum (bread wheat)
Lineage: Eukaryota; Viridiplantae; Streptophyta; Magnoliopsida; Poales; Poaceae
Exons: 3
Coding region: 1-1791 (596 amino acids)
Source: RefSeq, a predicted model, not a curated record